Copidosoma floridanum is the source of this 567-nucleotide messenger RNA. Its product is annotated as sodium channel protein Nach-like. Gene Ontology annotation, cellular component: plasma membrane. Gene Ontology annotation, molecular function: ligand-gated sodium channel activity. The record is from RefSeq and is a predicted model, not a curated record. Gene Ontology annotation, biological process: sodium ion transmembrane transport. NCBI's taxonomy places the organism in Eukaryota, Metazoa, Arthropoda, Insecta, Hymenoptera, Encyrtidae.
AUGGAUGACAUACCAAGCUAUGGAAUCUGCUGCAUUGACAAUAUCGUAGGAGACAACUACCACAAGUCCCAUCAAUUUGGAAUACACAUGUUAAAAAAUAAUUCAUUUAUAAAAUCACCAGAAGCCAAAAAUAUUGUAAAAGACAAACCUGUUGUUCAUCGAGUAAUGAGUGUACCAGGAGCUGGAAGAGACGUUGGUCUUUCUGUUGUUCUGAAUCUUGAAGAAAAUACAUAUAUGGGGUCAAUUAGACCCAGCUUGGGAGCUUCUAUCCUCGUUCACGAUCCCUUUACAUAUCCAGAAGUUGAACUUCUUACUAGUUUUAUACAACCGACUCAAGAAACUGCCAUGAUUUUAUCCGCUUCAAUAAUGGUGAGCUCAGAGUCUGUAAGAAGUCUAAGUAAUUCGCAACGUAAUUGUUGGUUUACUGAUGAGAAACAGCUUAGCACGAGUUCGAUCUACAGUUAUCAAUCCUGCAUUACAGAGUGCAGAAUAAAGUACAUACAAAGAUAUUGUGACUGUGUACCAUUUUACUACCCGAACUUUAGUAAGUUUUUAGAAGUGAAGUGA